AAAUGAAGAUUGAUAUGACUGUGCCAGUGACAUGCCUGAUAAAAUCUGGCUGUGCAGACUACAAGAUCUCUUUCUUUGUGCCAUUUGAACAUCAGGACUCUCCACCACAGCCCAUCGACAUGGAUGUGUUUAUCGAGGAGCGGAAGGCAGCAGCCAUCUUUGUCCGGUCCUUCGGUGGAUUUGCCUCCCCAGAGAAAUACGCUGAGGAAGCUGAAGUCUUGGCCAGAAUCUUAAGAAACAGAGGCCAACCAUUCCACGAAGAAUUCUUCUAUACUGCAGGCUAUGACAGCCCCUUCAAGCUCUUUAACAGGCACAAUGAAGUGUGGUAUUUUAAAAAGUAAUAUGGUGCAGAGGAAUAUUAAGAGGUUACUAAUCAGCUCUGGAUGAAAAUGGACCUUAAUAAUAGCUUUUAUGCAGAAGAUAUUUCAUUUGCA
Molecule: messenger RNA, 434 nt
Organism: Mesitornis unicolor (brown roatelo)
Lineage: Eukaryota; Metazoa; Chordata; Aves; Mesitornithiformes; Mesitornithidae
Product: heme-binding protein 2-like
Exons: 2
Cellular component (GO): cytoplasm
Source: RefSeq, a predicted model, not a curated record